This is a messenger RNA of Pseudomassariella vexata, 1665 nucleotides long. RefSeq lists its product as uncharacterized. The record is from RefSeq and is a predicted model, not a curated record. Lineage: Eukaryota; Fungi; Ascomycota; Sordariomycetes; Amphisphaeriales; Pseudomassariaceae. The coding region runs from base 178 to 1335 and encodes 385 amino acids. The transcript is spliced from 4 exons.
GCACCAUUUACAGCUUGUUACAGAUAAGGAAGAGGAGCGACUCACGGAGCAUGCCACACUUGCAUAGAUGCUGGUCCCUCAGACAGAAGAAAUAUACCCUCUAUGAAAUAGACCAUUCGCAUUUCUCACUCCUCAAGGGGUGGCCAGCCAAACUUGAAUGCGCGGCCUUUAGCAGCAAUGGCUACCUCUUCUUCAUCAUCUUCAUCGAGGUCUUAUGCUUCGUCGGCAUUUAGUCUACCUGCGUAUGCACCGAAUCUCGCAGCCACCUCCAGUCCAGUCAACUCCAACUGGACUCCAAAUUCCCCAGCGUCGUCAGCCUUCACAGACGAGCUGUCCACCCCGCAAGACCAGCUCCGACCGCUCGACCUAGGCCCACCUGGCUAUCAAGCGACCAUUGUAUUAUUUGAGGGCACGGCCGACGAGAGGACAGUGUAUCUCGGUCCUUGGGAGGUGGUCGGCAACGAGCACCGCCGCAUUGUUUGGCAAGGUAGCUACCAACUAGAGCGCCUUGAGCAUUUCUUGCCGUCCUCUGCUUCCGGCGAGACCUUUCCCCAUACCCUGCAUGCGCGGCACCGACCGUUCUCGGACCCUUGUCAACUCGAACAAUGCAUCACCUUUCGCGAACGACAUCGGGUCAGAUACACGCGAAAAGACGGGGUUCCUAUACACGACCAAGCGAUUGAGGUUAAAUACGACUUCACUACUAUAGAAUCUUCACUACACUUCCAGGGCGACCUGCGAAGAAAGGAUCUUAUUGACUGCUUCGACGUCGAUGUAGUAUGGACUGACACCCAAGGAAGGACAGAUGCGUUCGGCAACGUCCGAGGUAUAGGCACCGUUCAGCGUCUGAAGCUUUGGUCAGAUCGAGUCAACACGUUGCACUCUCUGACAAUAUUUGCAAAUCGAUCAGAUCGGCGGUAUAAAGAGUAUAUGGUCGACUAUUUCGAAGGAGAAAUUCGGGGGCGCGAUGAUCGACGGCGGACACUUCGCCUUAGCGUGCGAGGCCGACGAGGCAGUGGGUCAGGGUCGAGACGAACGUUGUCUUCGGCAUUUCGUCCGAGGCAACGAUCAGUAACAGCGAAUCCAGACGGUCCGAGCCCUUUGGAUAUCCGCUACCUGGGUAUUCAGUUCAGUCGCAAUGAAGACUAUCGCCGUUUUCUUGACGCCUGGCUCAUGGCGCAUAGCUCUGACAGCGAAUAUAACGGCAUCCAAUACCCACAUGACGUUUUUGAACUACCUUCGCCUCAGAUGCUUCCCGGCGUUUCCUAUGAGAUCCUUGCGCUUCCUACGGUGCCUGAACCUGCUGAAGGAGGUGACGAGGAAUUAAUGUCUUAAGCGCCUGACUCCUGCGGCCCCCAUAUUAGGAUACAAUAUUCACUUCGAACCUCCCUGGAAAAUCUUCCCCAUUAUCCACAAUGGCAUUGUCAUGCCCAGUGACGUUUAGCAACGAAGAAACCCAAACCACCAGCACAAUGAACUCCGUAUAUCAGUCGUACUCGAGGGGCCAACUACCUCGAAGCCGCCUCGGCAACUUUCAGAUGCUUGUAGAAGCUCAUCGGUUUGAGUGCUGGCGGGCAUACGGCAGAAUACCAUCGACUUCGCAGAACAACCCGAUAUAAAUGUGGCGUCGCAUGCAUAGAUUUAAAAUGACCGCCUGUAAUCUGU